GCUAAACCUGUCUCCUCUGCUCACAAGUGAUUUGAGUUAGGAAACACGCAGAAGAUUUCUGGAUUCUGCAUCCCAUCUUCAGUUGAGGCUGAUCCUUUCCACAACAACAAUGAACAUCUCUGAGGAGGAGAUACAGGGCUUCUACAGCAGUGACUCCCACUACGAGAACAUGAUAUUUUCUACAUUUUACAUCCUGAUUUUCAUCAUUGCUGUGCCUGGGAAUGCCUUGGCGCUGUGGGCCUUCUUUCACCAGGACUGCAUGUCUCCGACUAAGGUCUUUCUGAGGCACUUGUCCAUUGCAGACAUUUCUUACAUCCUCAUUUUGCCAAUGCGAAUAGUUUACCACCUUUCUGACAGCCACUGGCCUUUCGGACAUGUCCUCUGUCAACUAGCAGGCUUCCUCUUUUACCUUAACAUGUAUUGCAGCUUAUACUUGAUGAGUUUCAUCAGCCUGGACAGAUUUCUGGCUGUGGUUUUUCCUAUAAAAUCACAGUCCAUCAGGAAGGCUUUGAAUGCAAAGGUAGUUGUUGGCAUACUUUGGGUGGUAGUUAUUGUGUCCAUGAGUCCUAUACUUUUCUCUAAAAAGAGCGUGACAAACAACUCAACUGGCAUCUGCAACAAGCUCUACUUAGAAAAGACUUCACCCAGUGCUUUAAUUUCAACUAUUGUGGCAUUUGUUAUUCCCCUUUCAACCAUCAUGGUCUCCUACAUACUGAUAUUGCUGAAACUGAGGUCAGUCAAGCAACAGGGAGAACGACCAGUGAAAGACAAAGCAAUAAGAAUGAUCAUCCUCAUCCUGUUGAACUUCCUGUUGGCCUUUGUGCCCUACCAUGUGAGCAGGGUAAUCUACAUCGAAAGCCACAGGCAUGUCGAUGUGACUGCAGCCAGCCGCGACUCACUGGGACGAGCCAAUCGGAUCACGUCUGCACUGACCUGUGUCAGUGGUGUGCUGGAUCCUGUGAUGUACUUCUUCCUGAACCGUGCAUACAGGAACAAACUGCUUCAGCUGUUCUGUAAAAAAAUGGAGAUUGAACAAUAAGCAGCAAACAUCAUGUACUCAAUAAAUUUUUUAAAAAUAAAA
Molecule: messenger RNA, 1081 nt
Organism: Plectropomus leopardus (leopard coralgrouper)
Lineage: Eukaryota; Metazoa; Chordata; Actinopteri; Perciformes; Serranidae
Product: uracil nucleotide/cysteinyl leukotriene receptor
Biological process (GO): G protein-coupled receptor signaling pathway
Cellular component (GO): membrane
Molecular function (GO): oxysterol binding; G protein-coupled receptor activity
Source: RefSeq, a predicted model, not a curated record